Molecule: messenger RNA, 2073 nt
Organism: Strigops habroptila (Kakapo)
Lineage: Eukaryota; Metazoa; Chordata; Aves; Psittaciformes; Psittacidae
Gene: TAF13
Product: TATA-box binding protein associated factor 13
Exons: 4
Coding region: 1237-1611 (124 amino acids)
Biological process (GO): transcription by RNA polymerase II
Cellular component (GO): transcription factor TFIID complex
Molecular function (GO): protein heterodimerization activity
Source: RefSeq, a predicted model, not a curated record
UGUCAGCAUCAAGUCACAAAUCAACUCCCAACGAAAGGCAGAGGAAGUUGAUCUCACUUUAGCUGUUCCAUAAUUAUCUGUUACAAGGAUAAACGUACCUUCUUCACAAGCUUUGGGCCUAGAGGAGAUGCAGUAAGUGUGACUGUGUGGUGAGACCGUGUUACAGACCACCCAGCCAAGGUAAGAAAGUGGAUGGACAUUUCACCCUUUCAAGUAACUCCAGGAAGUCUCUUUAUCAGAUGCCUCCCGAGGCCUCUUUCAAACCACAUUAGCCUGUUCUGAUAGCCUAAUAAGAAGUGCCAUAUACAGAUUUGGAGAAGGUUACCAAAUCAAUGUCAGAGUAAUUCCUUUGUGCCACAGUUAAAAUCUGGAAAAAUUACAACUUUUGUAAAAUUAAAGAAAUUACAAGAAGAAGAGGAUGCUCAUAGUAUCCCUGCUUCUGCAGGAACAGGAUUUUACAGGCUUAAGCGCACUCAUCUUUGUAUCAUGGGCAAAGCUAUUUGCUUUACAGUUAGUUAUGCAGUCAGUAGCAAGUGAUUGAUUCAAGGUAAACAAUCCAUACUCCAGCUUCUCCGUGCAGUCCCCAGACUACCCCUUUCUGGGCCAAGGCAAGUGCCUGUACAGCCCAGCUCCAAGCUGUGUGUGUUGGGUCAGCGUCCCCACCAGAGUCCCUGUGCUGACACAGGCUGGGAUCAGAGGCAGCAGCACCCCAGCCAGGGAGAGAGAGCUCACUGGUCCUACCCCCGUGUUUCUUUUCAUGCAUCAAACCGUUUCUCAGGCAAGGAGAGCAAGUGUUUGCCUAGGAAGUGGCUACAUAGGUAGUUCUGUAGCCAGAGAACUAAAACAAGAAACAAGGUCUACACCUACACAAGGGAAUUAAAUUUUACAGGGCUUUUUUUCUCUUGAAGAAAACGCGCUACGUUAAAGUCCUUCUGGCAUCAACGCAGCCGAAAACGACACCGGCUCUGGAAGCAACAACUGCCGUCAGGGUGGUGCUUGCAGCGGCCGCACACGCGGGUACCGCCCGCCCGCCGCUACGGGAGCUGCGGCCCGUGCUCGCCGGCAGAGCGGGCGUUUCCCCCGCGGAGCCCGCGCGCCCCGGCACACCCGGCCCCGCUCCCGCGGGGAGCGGCGGGGCCCAACCACCCCGACCGCCGGGUCCGCCUCCCCGGGGGCGGGGCUAGGGAAGCGGAAGCCGUUCCGCCCGCCCGGCAGCGCCCGGCGCGGUGUGGCACCAUGGCUGACGAAGAGGAGGACGCGCCGUUUGAAGAAGACGCGGAAGAAGCUGGAGGGGGCUUGGACGGCGGGCAAGGCAAGAGGAAAAGGCUGUUCUCCAAAGAACUAAGAUGCAUGAUGUAUGGAUUCGGGGAUGACCAGAACCCUUACACAGAGUCAGUGGACAUUCUUGAGGACCUGGUAAUAGAGUUUAUCACGGAAAUGACACACAAGGCCAUGUCAAUUGGGCGGCAGGGUCGUGUACAGGUUGAGGACAUUGUCUUUCUGAUACGCAAGGACCCCCGGAAGUUUGCCAGAGUUAAAGACCUCCUAACUAUGAAUGAAGAACUGAAACGAGCCAGAAAGGCCUUUGAUGAAGCAAACUAUGGAUCUUGAUUCUGUGCACAAGCUGUACUGGGGCAUUACCUGGGCACCUGCUGCCCAAAAGGAAGGAACAUCAUGCAUGGUGUUUGGAGGGACUAUUCAGGAUGGAGGUCACGUCAUGUCUGCCCUCACUCCCAGCCUUUUCCAAGAAGUAUUCAAGCAGCUGGAUGUUAUCUGAUUGUAUGUGGUAUACUUGGGUAUUUUUGUAUUGGUUUAUGAAUUGAGAAAAGAGCUCUAAUGAUUCUUGUAAUGGUGGGAAGUCUGAAAUAGAACUGUGUUGAAUUGGAUAUCUAAAGGGCUAAUUAUGUGUGAUUCUCUACAGCUGUUUCAGUUAUCACUGGGUAUUCCUGUGACAGGAAACCUAGAAAAUGGAUCUUGGUGAACUAGACAAAGUCUUCAAAAGCCCAAACUACUAUAGGAAUUCUGCUCUUUGCUCUGUAUAUGCUCUCUGAAUAAACCAUUUUAAGUUUGUGC